This is a messenger RNA of Carcharodon carcharias (great white shark), 1412 nucleotides long. It is a transcript of the gene setd9, whose product is annotated as SET domain containing 9. NCBI's taxonomy places the organism in Eukaryota, Metazoa, Chordata, Chondrichthyes, Lamniformes, Lamnidae. The record is from RefSeq and is a predicted model, not a curated record. Gene Ontology annotation, molecular function: protein binding. Bases 182 to 1165 code for a protein of 327 amino acids. The transcript is spliced from 7 exons.
GGCCGGGGGCCCGGGUACUAGCCCCCUCCGGGAGAGCGGGGUCCGGGCCUAAUCCCGGCCGGGAGCCCGGGUACUAACCCGCCCGAGAGAGCGGGGUCCGGGCACUAAUCCCCCGUCUAAGAGAGAGUCGGGGCCUCGGUCCUCGGUCCUCAGGUCGGGCUCUGGGCUGUCGGCCGCGGCGAUGCUGAAAAAGCUUGUGUCCGGCUGGAACCGCUAUAAAUACCGGCUGGUGCCCUGGAUCGCCCUGAACCUGUGGAAAAACCAAAGGACACUACGAUUUGUUGCAAAAGAUUCUUUGGAUAAAGUUAUUUCUGAUCAAGUGGUUGAGACAUCAUUGCUGAAGCUAUUUCGUACUUUGUUCUUGAGUGAUUUGAGCAAUCAAGCUGAGUUUCUUAACCUGCUGCCAGAAAAUAGCCGAUCGAAAUACCAUGAUAUGUUAACAAAUUUUCGGUCAAUUAAAGAAACUGAGAAAGAAACAAAAGGAAAUGGAAUGGAUUUGAACCCUGAUGAGGCAAUGUUUGAAACGCUUGGAUUCGUUAUCAAUCGAGCAACCAGUUCGCUUUCCUUUGCAGGAAGAGGGGUGUUUGUUACGACAGGAAAGGUGCCUAAAGGAACAGUUGUUUGCAUGUAUCCUGGUACUGUCUACCAGCAAUAUGAGCCAAUCCUUUUCCAGUCUAUUUGCAACCCAUUCAUUUUUCGAUGUAUAGAUGGUGUGUUGAUUGAUGGGAAUGAUAAAGGAAUUUCUAAAGUUAUUUAUAGAUCAUGCAAUGGGCGGGACAGGCUUGGUCCUUAUAAAAUAAGCGAUGCCACUUGGCUUUCAGAAACCCCUGUCAAUCCAUUAGCUGUGGGUCAAUAUGUCAACAACUGUUCUAAUGUUCACGUUCACAGUCUGGGAUAUAACUCAACAGAUGGUGGUUUCACCUGGAACAGUAAUCAUUUUACAUUAUCUCCGCAACCACAGGAGAUUACAGAGAAAGCAGCUAAUGUAUGUUAUCAGGAGUUUGAUGUUCCUACAGCAUUUCCUGUCGAGCUCCGUCAAUAUAUUCCAAAUGUUAACUAUGGUCACAAUGUGGAAAGGCCUUUGCGCUGUGUGGUGCUUGUGGCACUUAGAGACAUAGAGAAGGGAGAAGAGCUCUUUUCUAAUUACUACACUGUAGUACUUUGAAAAACCAGGACAUGAGUGACAUCAGGAGCUUCAUCCCAAGCAGCGUGGAUUUUCACAUUUUAUUCAUUGAUGCUAAAUUUUCCAAUUAUUUCUUUACGAACAGCUUUUUAAUAAGAGUUACAUUGUUAUUUGGAUGAGAGAGGAAUAGCCCCCUCUUGAAACGCAUGUAACUUUUGCAUAAACAAAUUAACUACUCCUUUGUAUUAACAUGUAGCGAAUAGUGCAAGUACAAUUUGACUUAAACUAA